Messenger RNA from Lasiodiplodia theobromae, 1614 nucleotides. Its product is annotated as Heterokaryon incompatibility protein. The record is from RefSeq and is a predicted model, not a curated record. Lineage: Eukaryota; Fungi; Ascomycota; Dothideomycetes; Botryosphaeriales; Botryosphaeriaceae. The coding region runs from base 1 to 1614 and encodes 537 amino acids. The transcript has a single exon.
AUGGAUAAGGGACAACUGCAAGAACGAGCACUGCCCGCCAGGCUACUUGAGAUCAGUGGCACGAAGCAAGACAAAAGGAUUCGUCUGGUCGAAACAUGUGAUAUGAACGGAGAGACUGUCAAGUACGCAGCAUUAAGUUAUUGCUGGGGCACAGCUGGCUUCAUCAAGACUACAGAAGGCUGUUAUUGUCCCGAGCAUGCUCACCAGGACACCUGCGAGGACCUCAAAAAUAUUCCCUGGUCGAACUACCUCCACGCCAUCCAUUGGUCCAAUUUGCCACAAGGCUUUCAAGACGCCAUAGAACUCUGCUGGGAAGCCGAAAUCCGGUACCUAUGGAUCGACUCUUUGUGCAUUGUGCAGGGCAAUCAGCAGGACUGGAAUAGAGAGUCUGCUCGCAUGAAAGACAUAUACAUGGGGGCUUUCUUGACUAUCGUCUUGGCUUCAACGAAGUCUCCUCUCGAAGGCGCUCUGAAGGCACGCAGAGAAUUCACACAACCUAUCCGUGUACCCUUGAGCCGAAAUGGGGCAAAUUUGGGCUCUUAUCUUAUCGAACCGACGAUGUACACAAGUGACAUAUUCGAAAUCGAAUCUCCAGUUACAAAGCCUUGGAAACAUGCCAACAAAGCCAUCUACGAUUCCAGGUGGAGAGCCCGCGGUUGGACAUUCCAAGAGAGCUACCUUCCGGCACGCAAAAUCUACAUCUGUGAAGGCCGGAUACAUUUUUCGUGCAAGACACACUCUCGCCUCGAAGGCUUGUCUGGCGAAUUCCCUCCUCUGGACCGGUUUGCGGACGGCGAUGAGGACGAGCACGACAACCAAGGGUACCUCCAAUGGUACACAUGGGUUCAACACUACACCCAGAGAGAACUUACCGAGCCCCUCGACAAACUUCCCGCAAUCUCGGCUUUGGCCAGCAGAAAAGGGCGAACGAGCAACGACCGCUACCUCGCAGGCAUCUGGGAAAACGACCUCGAAGCAGGACUAUUAUGGCACCGUCGGGCUUUCAAGUACGGGGAAGCUUCGUCGACCGCAAACCCGUUGCACCGCUCCCCCGUCUAUCGUGCGCCGUCCUGGUCGUGGUCGGCGUACGACGGGCCCGUUACCUUUCUGGCCCAGUAUUUCUCGUUUAGCGCCGAUUCUAAGAGCGAGAUCGAUCUACUCGAGGCGAGUUGCCCGCGAGCAAAUCCGGAUGACCCAUACGGUCGUCUUGCGAACCCGGAAAAGGCCAAAGUGCAUGAUGGCAGAGCGUAUUUGAGGUUGCGGGCGAAAGUGGUUCCGGUGAUGGUCCAGAAGAAAGCGAGGUCUCAUUCAGGGGGCCGGAGGGACUUUGAUCAAGAUGCUGCUGUGAGAUCGGAUCAGACGGGUUUUCAGGCCUACAGUGGGAUAGACUGCCGAGAGGAGUGGGAGUACGAUGAGUGGAAGCAUGCCACUGUUUUGUUGGUCUAUACAACUGAACGCUUCGGGAAAAGACUGAGAGUUGGACUGCUUCUGCGUAAGGUUGAUUCAGAAAGCAAGGAAACAGAGUACGAACGGGUUGGUUUAUUCUAUGAUAAUGAGGAUGAAGACAACUUUGGCUUCGAUCAGCAAGAACGUCAAGAGAUAUGCCUUGUGUAG